AUGGCAAAGACACCUUCAAAGAAAACUGCAAAGACCGUUGCCAAGACGGGCAAGGGCAAGGGCCGUGGCAAGAAACGUGUGGAGUCGUACUCGACUUACAUCUACAAAGUGCUGCGUCAAGUGCACCCCGAGACGGGCAUCAGUAAGCGCGGUAUGUCGAUUAUGAACUCAUUCAUCAACGACAUUUUCGAGCGCAUCGCUUCGGAAGCCGGCAAGUUGUCGCGUUACAACAAGAAGUCGACUCUGUCGAGCCGCGAGAUCCAGACGGCUGUGCGUCUCAUGCUACCGGGUGAGCUGGCAAAGCAUGCCGUGUCAGAAGGCACAAAGGCUGUGACCAAGUUCACGUCGGCUUAA
This is a messenger RNA of Peronospora farinosa, 354 nucleotides long. Lineage: Eukaryota; Oomycota; Peronosporomycetes; Peronosporales; Peronosporaceae. The record is from the annotation of a GenBank genome assembly.